Molecule: messenger RNA, 1200 nt
Organism: Aplysia californica (California sea hare)
Lineage: Eukaryota; Metazoa; Mollusca; Gastropoda; Aplysiida; Aplysiidae
Product: dynein gamma chain, flagellar outer arm-like
Exons: 4
Coding region: 619-1200 (193 amino acids)
Source: RefSeq, a predicted model, not a curated record
UUAUCAGUUUGGUGGAAAUUAAUUUUUAAUUUUGCCUGGGAGGUGGCUGAAGCCUAAUGGUUUUGCUUUUGCCAUUGCAUGCAGAAGGAGUGAGUUCAAUUCUCAUGUAGGGAUGUUAUUUUGCUGAUUAUCUCUGUCUGUCUGCUGAGAUGUUGAGUCAUUCAUAGUGUGGGGUUACCCUGACGGGCAGAGUCCCAACAAGCCUUAUCAUAAAUUAUGUAAAUUGUAUUGAGUGCAGCAUAACAUGUUUGUAAUUUUUCAUUAAAAGAAUGUAUGCCUGUUGUUUCAAAGUUCGAAAACACAAAAUUGAACAAAAGCAAAUAUAUUUCCCAGUUCCAUUAAUUUUUUUAAUGUGUGAAUGGAAGGGAGGGGUGGGGAGGGUAGUGUGUACACUUAUAGAUGUACCGGUAAACUUCCUUUUCAAGUUUGAUCCUGCUGAUUGGAGUGCACUACCAAUAGGUUAUAUAUUUCUUUUCUUUCCUUUUCUUGUUCCUGACAGUUUUUUUCUUCUUUUCCACUGCACCUUAAAGGAGCCUUAUUAUUUCGCUGUGCCUCUCCCCCUUGGGCAACCUUAAAUUUUAUUUGUAUUGUUUUGUUCUCACUUCAGAGAUCUCCUGGAUGAGUGAGUCUGGGGAUGAGUCGUUCUAUGGGAUGAUCAGCAGCGACUGCAAUGUUCAAGAGCUCUGCUCACAGCUAACCAGUGUCAUUGAUGACCUUGGAGGCUUGGUCCAUCGUCAUCUGUUCCACUUCAGCUAUUACAACUUCUUGUGGAGGGAUGACAUGCACGGCAACUUCAGUGAAUUCAUCGAUGCUGAUCCGGGUGUUGUGGCAAUCAAAAGAGAAGUGGAGCGUUACCUAUACCUUGAGAAGAAGGUUCUGGGUAUUCCAGCCCAGCUGCCAGUCGGUCCAGUCAACCUGUUCUCAGACCCAAUCAAGGACAGCCUACAUGGGUUCUCCAUGGCUUGGAAGACAAAGUUUGCUUCUGUUCUGCAUGAAGAAGCAAAGAAAAAACUGGACAGUGUGGUGUCAUACCGAGGUAAUGUCAAGUCUCGCCUGGAGCAGCAUGUGCAGACGCUUGACCAGCUCAACUCGGCGCUCCAUCUUCUGGAGGAGCUGCGUGACAUGGAGAACAAGAUUGAUGGCAUUUACCUGCCCAUAGAGACCAUGUACUCCAAACUCAGGUGUGUAGAACAGGAUUGA